Molecule: messenger RNA, 2544 nt
Organism: Balaenoptera ricei (Rice's whale)
Lineage: Eukaryota; Metazoa; Chordata; Mammalia; Artiodactyla; Balaenopteridae
Gene: FBXW5
Product: F-box and WD repeat domain containing 5
Exons: 9
Coding region: 340-2031 (563 amino acids)
Biological process (GO): protein ubiquitination
Cellular component (GO): SCF ubiquitin ligase complex; Cul4-RING E3 ubiquitin ligase complex
Molecular function (GO): protein binding
Source: RefSeq, a predicted model, not a curated record
CCCGGGGAGCGUCGACACCAGCCAUGUCCGAACCCCGGCCCGGACCCCAGCGCCCUGGCCCCGGGGAGCGUCGUCACCCCGCCCCGAUCCCCGGCCCGGCCCCCCGGCCCCCGGCCCCAGCUCACCCGGCAGUGGCCGCACUGGCUCGUCGCCCACCUGGCAGGGCUCCCCUAGGCCAGAGGGCAGAGGCCAGGGCCGGCUGGUGUCCCUGGCGGCGUCUGGGGCGGGCGGGCUGGCCCUCGUCCCGCCGGCCCCAAGUCUCUCCUGAGAAGGAUCUCUGUCCCAUGUUGACAGCUCCGAAGCCUGGGGCAGCAAGGGCCGCCUGGGCAGAAUGUCACGAUGGACGAGGGGGGCACACCCCUGCUCCCCGACAGCCUCGUCUACCAGAUCUUCCUGAACUUGGGCCCGGCCGACGUGCUGGCCGCGGGGCUGGUGUGCCACCAAUGGCAGGCCGUGUCCCGGGACGAGUUCCUGUGGAGGGAGCAGUUCUACCGCUACUACCAGGUGGCCCGCAACGUGCCCCGACACCCAGCGGCCACAUCCUGGUACGAGGAGUUUCGGCGGCUCUAUGACACAGUGCCCUGCGUGGAGGUGCAGACUCUCAAGGAGCACACCGACCAGGUCCUGCACCUUAGCUUCUCCCACUCGGGCUACCAGUUUGCUUCCUGCUCCAAGGACUGCACCGUGAAGAUCUGGAACAACGACCUGACCAUCUCGCUGCUGCACAGCGCAGACAUGCGGCCCUACAAUUGGAGCUACACCCAGUUCUCCCAGUUCAACCAGGAUGAUUCUCUGCUGCUGGCAUCCGGGGUGUUCCUGGGGCCCCACAACUCCUCCUCGGGCGAGAUCGCUGUCAUCAGCCUAGACACCUUCGCUCUGCUGUCCCGCGUGCGCAACAAGCCCUACGACGUGUUCGGUUGCUGGCUCACGGACACCAGCCUGAUCUCGGGAAACCUGCACCGCAUUGGGGACAUCACGUCGUGCUCUGUGCUCUGGCUCAACAACGCCUUUCAGGACGUGGAGUCGGAGAACGUGAACGUGGUGAAGCGGCUUUUCAAGAUCCAGAACCUCAACGCGAGCACCAUCCGCACCGUCAUGGUGGCCGACUGCAGCCGCUUUGACAGCCCGGAGCUCCUGCUGGACGCCGGCGCCCCUGGCGCGGAUCCCGGCUGUGUUUUCGACCUGAGCAGCGACAGCGAGGAGCCGGCGGUCGACCCGGGCCCGGCCCGCACCAAGGGCUUGCGGCGCCUCCUGGAGGGCCGGGCCCAGCCCCAGCCGUCAGAGUGCGCGCUGGAGACCAAGGCGGCCGAGCUGCUGGCCCAGGGCCACACCAAGCCCCCCGAGCGCGGCUCGGCCGCCGCCGGCAGCAAACUCCUCAUCUUCACCACAGGCUGCUUCACCUACUCACCACACCAGAUCGGCAUCAAGCAGAUCCUGCCGCACCAGAUGACCACGGCGGGGCCCGUGCUGGGCGAGGGCCGGGGCUCCGACGCCUUCUUCGACGCACUUGACCACGUCAUCGACGUGCACGGACACAUCAUCGGCAUGGGCCUGUCCCCCGACAACAGGUACCUGUACGUAAACAGCCGCGCCUGGCCCAGCGGCUCGGUGGUGGCCGACCCCAUGCAGCCACCGCCGAUCGCGGAGGAGAUCGACCUGCUGGUGUUUGACCUCAAGACCAUGCGGGAGGUGAAGCGGGCCCUGCGCGCCCACCGCGCCUACACGCCCAAUGAUGAGUGCUUCUUCAUCUUCCUGGACGUCAGCAGGGACUUCGUGGCCAGUGGGGCGGAGGAUCGGCACGGCUACAUCUGGGACCGCCACUACAACAUCUGCCUGGCCAAGCUGCGGCACCAGGACGUGGUCAACUCAGUGGUCUUCAGCCCCCAGGAGCAGGAGCUCCUGCUGACGGCCAGCGACGACGCCACCAUCAAAGCCUGGCGCUCGCCACGCACGGUGCGUGUCUGCCAAGCCCCGCGUCCGCGCCCGCGCCUUCGCCCCUUCUUCUCCUGGUUCGCCAGCCAGAGGCGCUGAGGGGCGCUGGGACCCACCGAGGAGGCUACAGAGGCCCAUGGCCCUUUUCCGGGGGUUGAGCUGCUGCCCAGAGCGCGCGGGGGCAGAGAAGCUUGCUGCAGAAAUGCCUUAGGACGGGGGCCACGGGGGGGGGGGGGCCGGCCCCCACCACGCUCGUGCACGCACACCGCCUCCCACAGCUGUGACACUCAGCCCUGGGCAGCCGGGGCCGUCUCUGGCUGGCUUGGGCUGCACAGGACACUGGGCCCCCGCUCUUCACCCACCCCCUUCCCCUGGGCCUGGGCUCUGGGACAGUCUGCACAACACCUUCUCCUCGGCCAGCCCUGUGGGGCCCUGGUGGUGUUUGCUGGGCCCAGCCUUGCCCAGGGAGCCCAGGCUCCCUCCUCUGGGAACUUCCCAGCGUCAGGGUCGAGAUGUGGGUCAGGCUGCUGCAGGCCAGGCUGACAUGGGCCCAGGGCACCUGCAUGUCACUGGUCACCUGUUCAGGGUCUGAAUAAACAGUUGGCAACAGCA